AUGUCCUCCGUCAUUCGUCAAAGGCCGGACUUCCACACUUUGACCUCAAGCGAAGUGUUGGAUGAAUUUGUGGCCAUGAACAUUUUGGACAAGACCGCUGACAAUGCGGUGCUUCGUUCUCAAAGGGCAAAGAAGCCCAACCUUGCAUUGAAGGCCAAGCUCUGCGUUGAAGAAGAAGAAGAGGAAGAAGAGGAGAGCAACCCCGAGGAUACAAAGAACCCCUUGUGGCCAAAGGAGAAGGACAAUGCUCCACUCAAGUGGAGCCAUCACCAACCCAAGGCCCACACGCUUCCGAAGAACAACAUGAAGGCCCUCAUCCUCAAGAACAUGACCAAGGGCAAGGUCAUGCUCAAGACGGUGUUGACACAUCAAAUGAUGCCCACUGUCAAGUUCUCUCCUCCGAGCAAGUUCAAGAACAAGAACAAGCUCAAGACGAUGCUCAAGAUGAUCAAGCCGGUAGUGCCGGAUCUGACCACGGUGAUGAACAUCCUGAGCAUCAAGCUCGCCGUGUCAACCCCGGGCGUGCAACGUCAAAGCGCUACCGCACCUCUGAGCCAGCAGGUGGUUCCUCUAGCACUCAACCACCACCAGAAGCUGGGCGCCGCCAGCUUGGCGGCGCUGCUCGCGGCGGUGUGCCUCCUCCACGCCGGCGGGGCGGCGGCGGCGGAGCUGAGCGUGGACUACUACGACUGCACGUGCCCGGACGCGUACAAGAUCGUGCAGGGGGUGCUGGUGGAGGCGCACCAGUCGGACCCUCGCAUCUUCGCCAGCCUCAUCCGCCUCCACUUCCACGACUGCUUCGUGCAGGGCUGCGACGGCUCGCUGCUGCUGGACACCUUCGACGGGAUGGAGUCGGAGAAGGACGCGCGGCCCAACAACGGGUCGGCGCGCGGCUUCGACGUCGUGGACGCCGCCAAGGCCGCCCUCGAGGACGCCUGCCCCGGCGUCGUCUCCUGCGCCGACAUCCUCGCCAUCGCCGCCGAGAUCUCGGUCGAGCUGUCCGGAGGACCCGGGUGGAACGUGUUGCUGGGGAGGCUGGACAGCUUCACGUCCAGCAAAGCCGACGCCGAGAACCUACCGGGCCCCUUCGACGGCCUGGACGUGCUCAGAGCCAAGUUCCGGAACGCCACGCUCGACGACACUACCGACCUCGUCGCCCUCUCAGGUGGCCACACUUUCGGCCGUGUGCAAUGCCAGUUCGUCACGGGCCGGCUGUACAACUUCAGCGGGACGAACCAGCCCGACCCUUCCCUCGACGCGACAUACCGAGCCUUCCUGUCCCAGAGAUGCCCGAGGAACGGCGACGGGACGUCCCUGAACGACCUCGACCCGACAACGCCCGACAACUUCGACAGGAACUACUUCACGAACCUUGAGGUGAACCGCGGCUUUCUUCAGUCCGACCAGGAGCUCAAGUCAGACCCCGGCGCGGCGGGGACGACGGCACCGAUCGUUGAUAGGUUCGCGGGCAGCCAGGAGGCCUUCUUCAGUAGCUUCGUGAAUUCCAUGAUCAAGAUGGGGAACAUUAGGCCCGUGACGGAUCCCUCCCAGGGAGAAGUCCGGAACCGCUGCGCGUUUGUCAAUUCAAAUUAGCGGGCAGGGGGGAGACAACGUGUGGGUAUACGCAAAUGUGGCAUCGUCAUGGAUGCAAGGAUGAAUUCAUCUCUUGUCGUCUCUGGUGUAAUAAUUGGUUUAUGUGUCAACCAAUGUAAACAUUUCAUGCAUGCUUGUUCUCUGACGUGGAAUAAAGUGAAAAUUUUAUUCC
Messenger RNA from Triticum aestivum (bread wheat), 1765 nucleotides. Its product is annotated as peroxidase A2. The transcript is spliced from 7 exons. Gene Ontology annotation, molecular function: heme binding; peroxidase activity. The coding region runs from base 1 to 1593 and encodes 530 amino acids. Lineage: Eukaryota; Viridiplantae; Streptophyta; Magnoliopsida; Poales; Poaceae. Gene Ontology annotation, biological process: hydrogen peroxide catabolic process; response to oxidative stress. The record is from RefSeq and is a predicted model, not a curated record.